Molecule: messenger RNA, 1915 nt
Organism: Phyllostomus hastatus (greater spear-nosed bat)
Lineage: Eukaryota; Metazoa; Chordata; Mammalia; Chiroptera; Phyllostomidae
Gene: SCG3
Product: secretogranin III
Exons: 12
Coding region: 303-1712 (469 amino acids)
Biological process (GO): protein localization to secretory granule
Cellular component (GO): secretory granule membrane
Source: RefSeq, a predicted model, not a curated record
GAGGGAGUGAGGCUACGCCCUAGCGGAUCCGCGGCGGCUCCUCGUCACAGGAACUUCAGCACCCAAGGGGCGGACAGCGCUCCCUUGCACCUGAAGACCGGACUCAGAGCCCGGAGCCUUUCUAACCUUCCCUCCGAAGCCGCGUCUAGCUCCGCGCGCCGCAGGGUUCCCACCACUCUUCCUCCCCUCACCCGCCCUCCGCGCUCUUGCUCUUCCUGUCGUUAGUCCUCUUUUUCAUUCAUAACAAAAGCUACAGCCCCGAGACCCCGGCGCCAGGCUGUUUCCGAAGCCAGGAGCGAAGAAUGGGGUUCCUGUGGACCGGCACUUGGAUUCUGGUUUUGGUGGUCCACAGCAGCCCGAUUCAAGCUUUCCCCAAACCGGGAGGCAUCCAAGACAAGCCUGUACAUAAUAGAGAAUUAAGUGCAGAAAGACCUCUGAAUGAACAGAUUGCUGAAGCAGAAGCAGACAAGAUUAAACAAACAUACCCUCCAGAAAACAAGCCAAAUGAAAGCAAUUAUUCCUUUGUUGAUAACUUGAACCUGCUAAAGGCAAUAGCAGAAAAGGAAAAAAUUGAAAAAGAAAGACAAUCCAUAAGAAGUUCCCCAUAUGAUAAUAAAUUGAACAUGGAAGAUGUUGAUUCAACCAAAAAUCGAAGACUAAUUGACGAUUAUGAUUCUACUAAGAGUGGACUGGACCAGAAAUUUCAAGAUGAUCCAGAUGGCCUUCAUCAACUAGAUGGAACUCCUUUAACCGCUGAAGACAUUGUCCAGAAAAUUGCUACCAGGAUUUACGAGGAAAAUGACAGAGGAGUAUUUGACAAGAUCGUCUCUAAACUUCUGAAUCUUGGUCUAAUCACAGAAAGUCAGGCACACACACUGGAAGAUGAAGUGGCAGAGGUUUUACAAAAAUUAAUCUCUAAGGAAGCCAACAGUUAUGAGGAGAGAACCAAUAAACCCACAAGCAAGACUGAGAGUCAGACUGGAAAAAUACGAGAGAAAGUGACUCCAAUGGCAGCAAUUCAGGAUGGUUUUGCUGAUGGAGAAAAUGAUGAAACCGUAUCUAACACCUUAACCUUGACAAAUGGCUUAGAAAGGAGAACUAAAACCUACGGUGAAGACAACUUUGAAGAACUUCAGUAUUUCCCAAACUUCUAUGCACUGCUGAAAAGCAUCGAUUCAGAAAAAGAGGCAAAAGAGAAAGAAACACUGAUUACCAUCAUGAAAACGCUGAUUGACUUUGUGAAGAUGAUGGUCAAGUACGGCACUAUAUCUCCAGAAGAAGGGGUCUCCUAUUUGGAAAACUUGGAUGAAACGAUUGCUCUUCAGACCAAGAGCAAGCUAGAAAAAAAUUUUACUGACAAUAUAAGCAAGCUUUUCCCAGCGCCAUCAAUGCAGAGUCAUGAAGAAACAGAUAGUACCAAGCAAGAAGCAGCUAAGAUGGAAAAGGAAUAUGGAACCUUGAAGGAUUCCACAAAAGAUGAUAACCCAGGAGGAAAAACAGAUGAGCCCAAAGGGAAAACAGAAGCCUAUUUGGAAGCCAUCAGAAAAAAUAUCGAAUGGUUGAAGAAACACAACAAAAAAGGAAAUAAAGAAGAUUAUGACCUUUCAAAGAUGAGGGACUUCAUCAACCAACAAACUGAUGCUUAUGUGGAGAAGGGCAUCCUUGAUAAGGAAGAAGCCGAUGCCAUCAAGCGCAUUUACAGCAGCCUGUAAAAAUGGCAAGAAGGUCCCGGAGUCCUUCCACUGUUUCAGAGAACAUCAUAUAGCUUAAAACUCUUCUAAUUCUGUGAUUAAAGUUAUUUUGACCCAAGGAUUAUUAGAAAGUGCUGGAUUUACAGUAGUUAACCUUUUAGAAGUGGUUAAAACAUAGCUUUCUUGCCACAAAAACUACCUGAAAAGUAAAGUAUGUAAGCUCA